Molecule: messenger RNA, 4947 nt
Organism: Chelmon rostratus (copperband butterflyfish)
Lineage: Eukaryota; Metazoa; Chordata; Actinopteri; Chaetodontiformes; Chaetodontidae
Gene: grin1a
Product: glutamate receptor, ionotropic, N-methyl D-aspartate 1a
Exons: 21
Coding region: 310-3126 (938 amino acids)
Biological process (GO): monoatomic ion transport; regulation of membrane potential; ionotropic glutamate receptor signaling pathway
Cellular component (GO): NMDA selective glutamate receptor complex; synapse; neuron projection
Molecular function (GO): NMDA glutamate receptor activity
Source: RefSeq, a predicted model, not a curated record
GUGAACAAUUCUGCAGAGGAGGAAAAAAAAAGCAGGACAAUGCGGUUUGGACGUUCCUGGUUGACAGCCUGCCCCUAAUAUGAUCAUGCACAUUCCACCGCAUUGCACAUAAAUCCACCUCUUUUCUUGCAGCCUUCUCCUUCCUUUCUUGGCCCCCCUCCCUCGCUCACACCGCCCACCUGGAUCGUGUCUGCAGUCGCGCAUUCAACCGGCUGAGUCGCGCUGCUGUCCAGAAGCUGGUCGAGCCGACCCGCCACCGGGGACAAGAAAAGCGACCGGGCUGCGCUGUUCUGUUUGGUGGUCCACACGAUGCGUCUGUUUCUGCUGGCGGUGCUCUUCUCGUGCUCCUGCGCGCGGGCCGGCUGCGAGCCGAAAAUCGUGAACAUCGGGGCCGUCCUGAGCCAGAAGAGGUACGAGCAGGUCUUCAAAGAUGCCGUGACCCAGGCCAACCAGGUCUACGGCAGGGACAAAUUCAAGCUGACCGCCAUCUCCGUAACGCACAAGCCCAACGCCAUCCAGAUGGCUCUCUCCGUCUGCGAGGACCUCAUCUCCAGUCAGGUCUAUGCUAUCCUGGUGAGUCACCCUCCCCAGUCCAAUGACCACCUCACUCCAACGCCUGUCUCCUACACCGCAGGCUUCUACCGUAUCCCCGUGGUGGGGCUCACCACCCGCAUGUCCAUCUACUCCGACAAGAGCAUCCACCUGUCCUUCCUGCGGACAGUCCCUCCCUACUCCCACCAGGCGCACGUGUGGUUCGACCUGAUGCGCGAGUUCAACUGGAACCACAUCAUCCUGAUUGUGAGCGACGACCACGAGGGGCGGGCUGCUCAAAAGAGGCUGGAGACCCUCCUGGAGGAGCGGGAAACAAAGAAUAAAAAAAGGAACUAUGAAAACCUCGACCAACUGUCCUAUGACAACAAGCGAGGACCUAAGGCAGAGAAAGUCCUCCAGUUCAGCCAGGAGACUAACUUAACUGCCCUGCUGCUGGAGGCGAAAGAGCUGGAGGCCCGAGUCAUCAUCCUGUCCGCCAGUGAGGAGGACGCUGCCGCGGUGUACAAGGCCGCCCGCUUCCUCAACAUGACGGGCUCGGGCUACGUGUGGCUGGUGGGCGAGCGGGAGAUGUCGGGUAAAGCCCUGAGCGAGGCGCCAGACGGUCUGAUCGGCCUCCAGCUCAUCAACGGGAAGAAUGAGUCAGCACAUAUCAAUGAUGCCGUGGCCGUGGUGGCUCAGUCCAUCCAGGAGCUCUUUGAGAAGGAGAAUAUCACAGAACCCCCGAGAGGAUGCGUGGGCAACACCAACAUCUGGAAAACAGGGCCACUCUUUAAACGGGUGCUGAUGUCAUCUAAAUACCCAGAGGGCCUCACGGGACGUGUGGAGUUCAAUGACGACGGAGACAGGAAGUAUGCCCACUACAGUAUACUCAACUACCAGAAGAGUCGACUCAUUCAAGUCGGCAUAUACAAUGGAACGCAGGUGGUGAUGAACAAUCAGCGGAAGAUCAUCUGGCCCGGAGGAGAGACCGAGAAACCACAGGGCUUCCAGAUGUCCACUCGAUUAAAGAUAGUGACGAUACACCAGGAGCCAUUUGUGUAUGUGAAACCCACUCAGCCGGAUGGAACAUGCAAGGAGGAAAUGACAUUAAAUGGAGUCUUAAUUAAAAAGGUUAUCUGCACUGGGCCCAAUGAGACCAUCCCAGGACGCCCAAUUGUACCCCAGUGUUGUUACGGCUUCUGUAUUGAUCUCCUGAUCAAGUUGGCUAUGACCAUGAACUUUACGUAUGAGGUGCACCUGGUGGCUGAUGGGAAAUUCGGAACUCAGGAGCGGGUAAACAACAGUAACAAGAAAGAGUGGAAUGGCAUGAUGGGAGAGCUCCUGGGGGGCCUGGCUGAUAUGAUUGUUGCCCCGCUGACUAUAAACAACGAACGAGCCCAGUACAUCGAGUUCUCCAAGCCCUUUAAAUAUCAAGGCCUCACCAUCCUUGUUAAAAAGGAAAUCCCUCGCAGUACACUGGACUCGUUCAUGCAGCCGUUCCAAAGCACGCUGUGGCUGCUGGUGGGUCUUUCGGUGCAUGUGGUGGCGGUGAUGCUUUACCUACUAGACCGGUUCAGCCCGUUUGGAAGAUUUAAAGUAAACAGUGAAGAAGAAGAAGAAGAUGCCCUCACCUUGUCAUCUGCUAUGUGGUUCUCCUGGGGAGUGUUGCUGAACUCUGGAAUAGGAGAAGGUGCGCCGCGCAGCUUCUCAGCGAGAAUUCUUGGUAUGGUGUGGGCCGGCUUUGCCAUGAUCAUUGUAGCUUCUUAUACUGCUAACCUGGCUGCCUUCCUGGUGUUGGACCGGCCUGAGGAGCGCAUCACCGGCAUCAAUGACCCAAGGCUGAGAAACCCAUCGGAUAAGUUCAUCUACGCCACGGUGAAGCAAAGCUCCGUGGACAUCUACUUCCGGCGGCAGGUGGAGCUUAGCACCAUGUACCGCCACAUGGAGAAGCACAACUAUGAGAGUGCCGCCGAGGCUAUCCAGGCCGUGCGUGACAACAAGCUGCAUGCUUUCAUCUGGGACUCUGCGGUGCUGGAGUUUGAAGCCUCGCAGAAGUGCGACCUGGUGACCACGGGAGAGCUGUUUUUCCGUUCGGGCUUUGGCAUAGGCAUGCGCAAGGACAGCCCCUGGAAACAGAAUGUGUCCCUGGCCAUUCUCAGUUCUCAUGAGAAUGGCUUCAUGGAAGACCUAGAUAAAACCUGGGUGAGAUACCAGGAGUGUGACUCAAGGAGCAAUGCCCCAGCCACACUCACCUUUGAAAACAUGGCAGGGGUCUUCAUGCUGGUGGCUGGAGGCAUAGCGGCAGGGAUCUUCCUCAUCUUCAUCGAAAUUGCCUAUAAGCGCCAUAAAGACGCCCGCAGGAAGCAGAUGCAGCUGGCCUUUGCGGCCGUCAAUGUCUGGAGGAAGAACCUGCAGGAUAGGAAAAGUGGUAGAGCAGAGCCCGACCCCAAAAAGAAAGCCUCUUUUAGGUCCAUCAGUACCACCCUGGCCUCCAGCAUCAAGAGACGUAGGUCCUCCAAAGACACGCAGUACCCACCCACUGACAUCACGGGCCAACUCAACUUGUCUGACCCGUCUGUCAGCACUGUGGUGUAAAGAGAGGGAGGCACUGACGCUCGCUCCCAGAGGAGAGAGGAAACGUGACGAAGGAGGGAGUGGAGGGGACAGGACGGGGGAGCCCAUCUCCUCGUUCCCUUCGCUGUCGAAGCCGAAGCUUUCAUUUCACCGCCUGCCAACGGAGCUUUCGAGGAAACUGCCUGCUGAAGAAGUGGCUGAAAAACACUGAACUUGCACCUUUUCUUAAAGCCGGGAUUACCUGGCGUUAGAUGUUUGUAGGGUCCCUGAGCAUGCACAGAAGAGCCCAUCUGACUCACAUAUACAAUCUUUUCCUUCUGUAUGCUAUUAGCUAACUUAUUUAACCUUGUUUUUGUCCUUUUCCUCACAGAAAUUUACUUAAUGUUUGAUGUUGACUACUUUCAAAAUUCCUGACCAGCUGUAUAACUUUGCAAGCCAGGUUUAGUUUGGUUAAGUAAGUGGAUAAACUAGUUUUGGUGCAAGUACUGUACACGACAUAUCACUUCCAAUUAGGGCUUAGAAACCAUAGUAAUAUUUAGUUUUUCUUAAUGACAUAUACUGCAAUACAAGAUGUACUGUAAGCUUCAAUGGAUAUCAAGUAUUUUUUAACAGGAACUACCUGUGUUUUUGGCUACACUUUAAAGGUUUUUAGAUGAUGUUUGUUUCAUUUAGAAGCACUAAUCAAGGCACUAAUGAUGAGCAUAGGACUAACCUUGUCUCUGUGAAGAUGAUGGAAGCAUGUGUGUGCUUGUAUAUGAAUAAGAGCUUUGCGUAUGUGAAUGAUGAAAUGGAUCACUGUUAUUUUGAAAGCUGUAUACCAGAUUCUGUAUUUUAUCUUUCUCCCCUCUAAUUUUGUACUAAUCUGCCAAAUGCAUGUUUUAUUUCUAGUAAGAACUCUAGCUUUGCUACUAUUUAUAGCCAGAGAUAAGCAGGUGAAUAUCAGAACACACAGAUUCAUUUGCAGUCUGAUGAAACCGUUCAGUAAGGCUGGUGUUUUUACACCCAAACAUGUUUGAGACACUCAGCCGUAAGCCAUGUUGCGCUUGGGGAUGCCCUCUCUCUCUUCCUCUCUCCUGCCACCGCAGUCUUUCUCAUUUCCAGUCUCCAAGGGGUUGCAUCAAAGGGCCAGGUUUUUCACCCAACCAACGCUCGGCGUUUCAUGCAAAACUUCCUCCCUGCGCAGCACCGGGGAACUUUUACAUGAAGGAACCUGAGUGAAUUGAAAGCGUGGCUCGGCUUGCGAGCUUGUGUGCAGGUCUUGGUUAGAUGCGAAAACAGGCCGUUUCCCAUUUUCUGGAGCUGAGAAACCACUGCUGUUUGUCGAAAAGACUUUCACACCCUCUCGGGUGUCUGGCACUGCAUAGCACUUUAUGCUGAGGGGUCUCCCAAACUGUCUAAUUUCAUCUCUAUGUCAUCUUACUUUAUUAGAAAAACAAUCGUAUCUGCAAAGUCUUUAUAAGAGAAAUAAUGACACUUUCAAAGAAAACUGCUAACAGAAUUUGGUUUCCAAACUUGAACCUGAAGAGUUUGUUUCUGAUCAUGUUCUCAUUCCGGCCUAUGCAUGCUUACGUGUUUCUAUCAGUGCUUUGUUUUUGGAUGCCUGUUGUUGCUGUGUACAGUCAGCUGAACUGUGUAGAGCACUUUUGUUGAAUGAACUGUAAAUAGAGUCUGGGUCAGUGUAGAUAGGGUCGAGGAGACUGCACUGCGCUUGUAUUACGACUGCGGCUGAGAAUGUUUUUAACUAUAGUUACACACACACACACACACACACACACACACACACACACUGUUGUUUUUCUUACCUUUUCCAGUAAAGAUCUUGCAUUGACUCAUCUUGUUUAU